Molecule: messenger RNA, 531 nt
Organism: Dufourea novaeangliae
Lineage: Eukaryota; Metazoa; Arthropoda; Insecta; Hymenoptera; Halictidae
Exons: 3
Coding region: 105-374 (89 amino acids)
Source: RefSeq, a predicted model, not a curated record
AGUGCCGGUCCAAACAUCGCCAAGACAAGCAACGUCGCGACGUUGUUCCGAUCGAUCGACUGUUGCCGCAACGACAAAAAAGAUUCAACCGUUCUUCCAGAACGAUGUCACGAUUUUCGAGAAUCCUGCUCGUCUUGUUUCUCGCGACGAUCGCGAUCGCGCACGCAAAACCGACCAUUUACAAACGGAACCAUGACAAUGUCUUCGAGCCAGUGAUGGUACCAGUUUCGUCUACGGUAAUUCCUCUUCCUGUCUACAAAGUGGUAUACGGUCUAGGAGUUCUACCAAAGGAUAAAAAGACCCAAUCCUCGUUCAAGCCUGAGGGUGGUGUAAAACUGAUAACGAAUAAAAAGGGUCAAGAAAAGAAAACGUAAGAUCGUCGACGACAACGCGAACAAGUUGAUCUUCCCCCGAUCGCAGCGUGACUUCCGUUGCAAACGAGACGAUGAAUAUUUCCAAUUUCCGUGGUCGAGCGAAGGUCCAUCAUCGACGAAGCGACGUAGAUUCAUUAACGUUACGCUGUGAUAUGCG